ACUCGGUAGUAGCUAGCUCAGAAGAGUUUGAUUUAACGCCGAUGAUUCGUUCCCAACAGGCCAUCUAUUAAUUCAUUCUCAUCAGAAACUACUAGUAAUUAGCGGGAUUCCUCGAAUCUAGACUCUAACAAUUUGACCAAUACCCCACCUUGAAUAUGCAAUCCACCGUGAACAACAUAAAACAUGAUUAACAACAUCAACAACCCAGACCAAACCCACCUUGAAUAACAUAACUCUCAACACCACCAAAAUGUCCCACGGCGAAACAAACAUUCCCACCCUCCUCUCAACAAUGGACCCGAUGCUUGACCCCGAAACCUACGUCUUCCUCUCAACCACCACACCCCUCAAUUCCCUCCCCCUCCACACCCUCCAACCUCAAAUGAUCUUCCAAGAAUCCGAAGGCCUGACCCUAAUUACCACCAAAGCCAUCGCUGAAACCCACCACUACGACAACUACACCUUCCCCUGCCGCAAGAUCUCAUUAAAGGUGCAUUCCAGCCUAGAAGCCGUGGGCCUGGUCGCAACGAUAUCGACGAAGUUGGCCGCGCACGGGAUCAGCACGAACGUUGUCAGUGGAUUUUUCCACGAUCAUGUUUUUGUGCCGGAGGGUAGAGAGGGGGAUGCGAUGGGGGCUCUGGUGGGGAUGAUGAAUGGUGAAUCUUGAUUGCGACUUGUAGUACGAUAUUGUGUCAUGGUUCUAGAGAGACAGGAAAUUGAUAUGGUGUAUAUAAUAGGGACAACAGGGCUAUGUAGGGCUUCUUGCACGUCAGAGGUUACCUGGCGUAACCCAGAGAGGAAAGUCACGGGCGACCG
Molecule: messenger RNA, 816 nt
Organism: Aspergillus pseudotamarii
Lineage: Eukaryota; Fungi; Ascomycota; Eurotiomycetes; Eurotiales; Aspergillaceae
Product: ACT domain-containing protein
Exons: 1
Coding region: 251-667 (138 amino acids)
Source: RefSeq, a predicted model, not a curated record